Messenger RNA from Cucurbitaria berberidis CBS 394.84, 2469 nucleotides. RefSeq names its product extracellular metallo proteinase 2. The record is from RefSeq and is a predicted model, not a curated record. The transcript is spliced from 4 exons. Bases 436 to 2355 code for a protein of 639 amino acids. Lineage: Eukaryota; Fungi; Ascomycota; Dothideomycetes; Pleosporales; Cucurbitariaceae. Gene Ontology annotation, molecular function: metalloendopeptidase activity; zinc ion binding.
GGAUUCAUUAUCUGGGUUCCCGGUCGCGACAUCCAUAUCUGGAAGGUCCUGGGAUAUCACGUCGUGAUCGACUCUGCACGAUAUAGUGCCCAGACAACGAAGGACCGGGAUUAGAGAUUUGGGCCUGCCUAUUCUACCAAGUCGCCAAGCCUCCAUGCUACUAAUUUCAACACCGCGUGAGAGCUUAUAACGAAGUCGUGACCAGGAGAGGCAGGGCGCCGUAAAUUUGAGCUGACCGGUGAGCGGUUUACCGUCCGCUCGCUAACUUGUUAUUUGCUAUCGCGCAGUAGAUCCUAUGGGAUGUCUCAAACAUCAACAUGGAGACGGCUCGUAUCAAGUGUGGCUUAAAAUGUGCCUGUAUAAGAACUGGCAAGAGGGCCGUCUUAUUCGACAUCUGCGCGGCUUGUUCUUCGUAGCUCUCCACUCGUUGUCAAUAUGCGAUCGUUUCUUCUCGCUUCCCUCGCCUCUUUGGCCGCCAUCAAGAGCACCUAUGCUCAUCCGAGACCUGGCUCAAAUACGCUCCAUCGGCGAGCCGUCGAUCUUGACUCAUUCCGUGUCAAGGUCGCCACCGUCUACAAGAACGCCACAGAAGUCGCAGCAGAUCCGUCAAUCCCUUCGCUUGCAAAACGCGCCAGCCCUCAAGAAGUUGCAACGGCCCUGGUUCAGUCCACGGUGCCUGAUGCUAAAUUUCGUCUUGUCGACGAUCACUAUGUCGGAGCCAACGGCAUAGCUCACUUCUACUUUAAGCAGACCGCUAAUGGUCUGGACAUUGACACUGCGGACUUUAAUGUUAACAUUGGCCGCGACGGUACUGUCUUUUCGUUCGGCAAUUCUUUUUACAAGGGCGCUAUCCCUGCAGCACCGAGCGUGAGCAAGCGCGAUACUGUGGAGCCCGCCAAUGCCCUCAAGUCGGCAGUUAGCAUUCUCCAGCUCCCAGUGUCUGCUGAGUCUGCCACCGCCGAACCGAAAGAGGCGCAUGAGACAUUUGCUAUCAAACAGACGAGCGGAACUGUCUCCGAGCCCGAAGCACGCCUUGUUUACGUUCAAGAUGCUGCUGGCAACUUGAAACUGACCUGGCGGGUUGAGACUGACAUCAUGAGCAACUGGCUCUUGACAUACGUAGACGCCGAAAGCGGAAAUCAAGUACACGCUGUCGUUGACUAUUCGGCCGACGCAAGUUACCAAGUCUACCCAUGGGGCCUCAACGACCCUACUGAAGGAGGGCGCGUGAUUCUCGACGACCCCUUCGACAGCCAAGCCAGCGAAUUUGGAUGGCAUAGCACUCAACAACAAUUCUUCAAGACUACUCGCGGAAACAACGGUGUCGCACAAACCAACUGGGACAACAAAGUUGAUGGCUUGCUCGGCUUGCCCCGACCUUACAGCGAGAAUCUGAAGUUUUACUACCCGUACUCGCUGAAUGAGACUGAUUAUAAGAAAUACGCCAACGCAUCGGUCACGCAGUUGUUUUACACUUCGAACACCUAUCACGAUCUGCUACACGAGCUCGGCUUUAACGAACGCGCAGGUAACUUUGAAAUUAACAACAACGGUCAAGGAGGUCUAGGAAACGACUUCGUCUACCUCAAUGCACAAGACGGCUCUGGUGUGAACAACGCCAACUUUGCAACACCUCCUGAUGGUCAAGCCCCCCGAAUGAGGAUGUACAUCUGGACCAACACCCAACCAGUACGAGACUGUUCGUUCGAGGCUGGUGUUGUUAUCCACGAGUACACGCACGGACUCUCCAACCGCCUUACCGGUGGACCUCGCAACUCAGGAUGUCUUAGUAUGCUCGAAUCUGGCGGCAUGGGCGAGGGCUGGAGCGACUUCUUCGCGACCGCUAUUCGCCUCAAGCGCUCCGACACCCGCUCUACCGACUACUCCAUGGGCGCAUGGGUAGCGGGCAACCCGAAGGGCAUCAGGAACUACUUGUACUCCACCGACACGACCGUCAACCCCCAGACCUACGCCGACGCCGACCUGUAUCAACGCGUACACCCUAUCGGCAACAUCUGGGCGUCCAUCCUGUACGAGGUCCUGUGGAACCUGAUCGACAAGCACGGCAAGAACGAUCGCGGCACUCCCGAGUUUGACAACAACGGUGUUCCGACAGACGGCAAGUAUCUUGCGAUGAAACUUGUCAUGGACGGUAUGGCGCUGCAGCCUUGUAAUCCUACGUUUGUCCUGGCGCGUGAUGCUAUCAUUGAUGCGGAUAAGGCGCUCACUGGUGGUGCGAAUGCGUGUGAGCUUUGGACCGGGUUUGCGAAGAGAGGGUUGGGUGAGCUGGCAAGGUACAGCGCUACUAAGCGGACGGACAGCUUUUUGGUGCCGGAGGGUGUUUGCACUGGCUAAGGAGGUGGAAGAGAGCUGUGUUACGAUACCGCAUGCUGUAUGAUCCAGUUACGAUACGUAGUAAUGCUAAUGAACUCGGGUACAACAUUCGACCGCCAUGUGGAGUUCUAAACU